This is a messenger RNA of Actinia tenebrosa (Australian red waratah sea anemone), 1346 nucleotides long. RefSeq lists its product as uncharacterized. Lineage: Eukaryota; Metazoa; Cnidaria; Anthozoa; Actiniaria; Actiniidae. The record is from RefSeq and is a predicted model, not a curated record.
UUCAACGGAUCGAAGAAUUUGAGGGGCUUAUCAAAAAGCCAAAUCCUUUGUUCUCAUUCUAAAUUGUUUCACUAAAACCUGUGAAUGCGUAUCCCGAAGGUGGAAGUCCUGAAAAUCGUUUUGAGACUGUUUUACGUUUUUUCAGGCGGACUUCUUGUUAGUAUUGUUCACGUCCAGGAUGUAAAGUGUUCGCCAGCAACAACAGGCGAUUUUUCGCCAUCGUCGUUUGAUAAAGGAUCAAAAGAAUUUAUUUAUCUAGUUCAAGCCGAAAGUUGUCUUCCUAAACAUCUUUUGGACAAAUGCCAACUCGGUACUAGCAGCAGCAGAGACGUUAUUGUUCUAAGUUGGAAGACAAAAUGUACUAACUAUAAUCCAGGUAUUGACUUUCCUCAUAUCCAAUAUAUCUUUAGGACCAACACUUCUUGGGGCAGUGGUAGAAAUAUUCUUUACAGACUUGCUUUAUUAAGAAGGAAGAACUAUAUGUAUUAUAUCUUCCUCGAUGAAGACUUGGAGUUCUCGUUCACAGAAGGUGUCACACAGGAGAAUAAUUAUAAUACCAGCGUAAAUUCUCCUUUACUGGCGUUUGAAAACUUUCUACGUGGACAUCAGCCAGCGGUAGGACUGACACAUUUUUGUAGCCUUUGUGGAAAAUAUCUUCCGGAGACUUCUUCUUACGUGGCUGCCAAGUGUUGUUCUCCAAGACCUAGCUCGUCCAUUUUCCCGCCAAUUUUUCCUGUGAGUAUUUCUUUUGAUGCUGGAUUCAAUGCUUUCCAUCGCGAUGCCAUCAAGUACCUUCUACCAUAURAUCUUGAAUACGAGAAAUAUAGUUGGUGGGAAAGUCAAAAGUAUGUCAUCUUAGCAGCAGAUUUAUUCUUUCGCGGUCAGGUACUGAGAUACAAUCCAGUUACAGUGAUUAAUACGAAGCACAGGAAAUACCCUAAAGCAGCUUUCCAAAACUGGAAGCAUAUUUUGUCUAAACUUAGAGCGCUUCUGCCAGAAAGGUUUCGUAACUUGAGGUUAUUUCACGAUGAACCUGUUGCCAACAUGGAUUUCAACAUCAGUGGCGAGGUGCUGUUUACUCCAAGGUGGAACAUCACGAUUCCAAAACCUAGGACACCUAUCGUUCCAUUAAGGYACUUUCAAAUUUUGUGAAAACACAAGAGUAGGGAGAAAAGCAACCUAGCAAUUUACACUAUGUUACACAUCAUAUAUGUGUAUAUAUAUAAAUAUAACGCAUGCACAAAGAAAUAAGAAUGUACCCUGAUUUAUGCUAUCAGUUUAUUAUGGUUUAUAGUAUUUCUUUCCUUCCCUAUGUAAUAAUUUAAAAAGAAAAUAAUUUAUAGGUU